AUUACAGUAACGAUGCACUGUCCUCUCCAUGCGUUGGGUCGUAGCAAGUGGAUAAUGGGAACUAGAAUAAGGACUUUCGAAGGCUCAACUUUAGUAGGAUAACAAACGGCGGAGUUUUGGUAUAUAUUUCUUGUAUUAAAUGAAUGGUACCGUUAGCAUUUAUAAAUGCAUACGACUUCAGAUUACAAGUUAAAAUUUGGAAUUGAAGUAAAGUUGAUGCAAACGACCUCGUCUCACGUAAAAGGACAGUGCAUCUCGUUUUUCUCAGUUAGCUAGCUUGCUCGAGCAACUCGGAAUAAGUAAUCUACGUUAGCUAGUUAACUGUAGUCAUCCAACAGUUCUGUAGACAGUAGCGGUAGCAUUGUCCUUGAUUCAAACAUCUAUAUAUGUCAUGCCAUAUCGCUCUUUGAUUUAGCAAACAUCAGUGCACUAGUCUGCACUGGUUAGCAUGUUAACGUUCGCUAAGCCAGGGUUAAUAAGCGACGCUAGCUCUAGCUGUGUUUACCAGUGAGAGGGUUAGCCAAUGCUAGUUAGGUUGCUGGCAAGCUGCACAAAAGGAAGUGUAGCAUCAAUAUAACUUGUUAUCUUACACUAAAUUGUUGCCAUUCGUGUUUGUUUUGUUAAUCAGCGUAAAGGCAGCUCGCUAACGUUAGCUAUAUACAUUCUAAGAUAGCUAAGACAGUCGGUUCGGGCAAAAUGAUUCCCGAUAAACCCCCCAGAGAUGAUGUUUAUCAAGCAGCCAGUGACUUACUCAAAGAUGCACAUGUUCCCACCUUUGAGAAAUACAAAGAACUCUACCAGAAAUCAAUUGAAAACCCAGAAGAAUUCUGGGGCAUUGUUGCAAAUGACUUCUUCUGGAAAUCCAAGCACACUGGCCAGUUCCUGGACUACAACUUCGACAUCACAAAGGGCAAAAUCUAUGUCAAGUGUAUGGAAGGGGCCACCACCAAUAUCUGUUACAAUGUCCUAGACAGGAAUGUCCAUGAGAGAAAACUUGGGGAUAAAAUUGCCUUCUUUUGGGAGGGGAAUGAGCCUGGCGAUGAGAUGAACGUAACGUACAGGGAGUUACUCAAGCAAGUCUGCAAAUUCGCCAACGUCCUGAAGUCACUCGGAGUGAAGAAGGGUGACCGCGUUUCCAUCUACAUGCCCAUGAUCGUGGAGCUGGUGGUUGCCAUGUUGGCAUGUGCACGCAUUGGAGCGGUUCACUCCAUUGUGUUUGCAGGAUUUUCGGCAGAAUCCCUUUGUGAGAGGAUCCUAGACGCUCAGUGUUCUUUGCUAAUCACUGCUGAUGGAUUUUACAGAGGAGACAAGCUGAUCAACUUGAAAGUGAUUGCAGAUGAUGCACUCAGGAAAUGCAGGGACAAAAACUUCCCCGUGCAGAAGUGCAUCAUGAUAAAGCACUUGUCCAAGGAAGAGUCUGUCUCCCCGGCUGGCUGCCAGUCUCCCCCAGUGAAGCGUGCUUGUCCCGACCUGCAGCAGGAGAAACAGAGAGAAAGAGCCAAGAAAGUCCACCCUACACCUCAGGUGCCCUGGAACCCGGAGGUGGACCUCUGCUGGCACACGCUGGUGGGCGGGGCCUCCGAGGAGUGUGAGCCGGAAUGGUGCGGGUCCGAGGACCCUCUCUUCAUUCUCUACACCAGCGGCUCCACGGGCAAGCCCAAGGGUGUAUUGCACACGGUCAGCGGGUACUUGCUGUUCACUGCCGCCACCUUCAAAUAUGUGUUUGACUACCAGCCUGAUGAUGUGUACUGGUGCACAGCAGACAUUGGCUGGAUCACAGGCCACUCCUACAUCACCUAUGGGCCCCUGGCCAAUGGGGCCACCAGCGUGCUGUUUGAAGGAUUGCCUACCUAUCCGGACGUGAGCCGCAUGUGGGAGAUCGUCGAUAAGUACCAGGUGACCAAGUUCUACACCGCCCCAACUGCCAUUCGCAUGCUGAUGAAGUACGGGAACGAGCCGGUCCACAAGUUUAAGCGCCAGUCCCUUAAGGUGCUUGGCACGGUGGGGGAGCCCAUCAACCCCGAGGCCUGGCAGUGGUACUUCAGCGUGGUCGGCGACAAGAGGUGCCCUGUGGUGGACACCUUCUGGCAGACAGAGACAGGAGGGCAUGUUCUGACACCAUUGCCAGGUGCCACACCCAUGAAGCCUGGAUCAGCUACAUUCCCCUUCUUUGGUGUUGUUCCUGCUAUUCUGAACGAGUCUGGGGAGGAGCUGGAAGGACCAAGCGAAGGCUAUCUGGUGUUCAAGCAGCCGUGGCCAGGAAUCAUGAGGACAGUGUUUGGAAACCAAGAGAGGUUUGAGACCACCUACUUCAAGAAAUUCCCUGGGUACUAUGUUACAGGAGAUGGUUGCCGUAGGGAUAAGGACGGUUACUACUGGAUCACGGGGAGGAUAGAUGACAUGCUCAAUGUGUCUGGGCAUUUGCUGAGCACGGCGGAGGUGGAGUCGGCGCUGGUGGAGCACGCGGGCGUGGCGGAGGCCGCGGUGGUGGGGUGCCCCCACCCCGUGAAGGGGGAGAGCCUGUACUGCUUCGUCACCCUCCGGGACGGGGUCGGCUACAGCGGGGCGCUGGAGGCCGAGCUCAAGAAGCUGGUAAGAGAGAAGAUUGGUGCAAUUGCCACUCCAGACUACAUACAGAGUGCCCCUGGCUUGCCCAAAACCAGAUCAGGAAAGAUCAUGCGUCGCGUGCUGCGCAAGAUCGCCCGGGGCGAGCGGGAGCUGGGCGACGUGUCCACGCUGGCCGACACCUCCGUCAUCGAGCAGCUGUUCGGAAACCGCUGCGCCACCGCCAUGUGAUGUGGGCAGCGCUUCAACUGGGGGGGGGGGGG
Anguilla rostrata (American eel) is the source of this 2828-nucleotide messenger RNA. It is a transcript of the gene acss2, whose product is annotated as acyl-CoA synthetase short chain family member 2. Gene Ontology annotation, biological process: acetyl-CoA biosynthetic process. The transcript is spliced from 19 exons. Gene Ontology annotation, cellular component: cytoplasm. The record is from RefSeq and is a predicted model, not a curated record. NCBI's taxonomy places the organism in Eukaryota, Metazoa, Chordata, Actinopteri, Anguilliformes, Anguillidae. Bases 697 to 2796 code for a protein of 699 amino acids. Gene Ontology annotation, molecular function: acetyl-CoA synthetase activity.